Puccinia graminis f. sp. tritici CRL 75-36-700-3 is the source of this 2025-nucleotide messenger RNA. RefSeq lists its product as uncharacterized. Gene Ontology annotation, biological process: proteolysis; peptide metabolic process. The record is from RefSeq and is a predicted model, not a curated record. The transcript has 14 exons. Gene Ontology annotation, molecular function: metalloendopeptidase activity. Gene Ontology annotation, cellular component: mitochondrial intermembrane space. Lineage: Eukaryota; Fungi; Basidiomycota; Pucciniomycetes; Pucciniales; Pucciniaceae. Bases 1 to 2025 code for a protein of 674 amino acids.
AUGGCAGCCCAAUCAACCACCAUCCAACCACCACAACCACCACCACAAUGGGAUCACACUCCAGAACAGAUCAUCACACUCACCAAACAAGCCAUCCAGGACUCAAGAGACCUACUCGACUCAAUCGCAGCAACCAAACCUGACCAGGCUAACUUCCCAAACCCCGAAAUACUAACUUUCUAUCAAUACGUAUCACCAGAGGAGGCGCUCAGAACAGCUGCCGUCGAGGCCGACAAGAUCAUCCAAGAGUACGACCUCGAAGUAUGCUCGCGGAUGGACGUCUACGAAGCCCUACUGGCUGCACAGAAGAACAUCAACCCCGACAGUCUCGACGACGAAUCCAAGAGACUGAUCGAAAAGCUCCUCAUCGAACGCACUAGGAAUGGCCUGCAUCUCGACCAGGACAGUCGCCAGAAAUUCAACCAGCUCAAGAAUAGGAUCAACAACUUGGCCAUCGACUUCCAGAAGAAUCUCAACGAGGAACAGGGAAAGAUCUGGUUCACCCCCGAGGAACUCAAAGGCGUCCCAGAGGACAUCCUCUCUGGAUUUGAGAAAGAUGAUCAAGGCAGACUAGCCAUGACCUUCAAAACCCCAGAUUAUACGCCAGUCAUCCAGUAUGCGAUCGUACCAGAGACCCGUAAGCGGGCCUCCCUGGGCUACGACUCACGCGCGGCGAUCAACGUGCCGAUCCUAGAGGAGAUCAUCUCGCUCCGUCGAGAGGCCGCCACCGCCCUAGGCAAGCCCAACUGGGCCGCACACGCCCUCGAGAUCAAGAUGGCCAAGAAGACCGAGACCGUGUUCUCCUUCUUGAAAGACCUCCGCCAGAAAAUCACCCCCGUCGCCCUCAAAGAACGCCAAGAAUUGCUCAAGAUCAAGCAAGAGGAAGUCCAGAACUUGGGGCUGGAUACCGAUCCCACCAAGUUAUACGUCUGGGAUUACCGAUACUAUGAUCGACUAUAUACCGAGCGAAACCUGGACCUGAAAGCCGAGCUCGUCAAGGAAUACUUCCCAGUCUCGGUGGUUGUCGAGGUGAUCCUGGAGACCUACCAAGCGCUGCUCUCGGUCAAGUUCUUCCAAGUCAAGGACGCCAAGCUCUGGCACCCCAAUGCCACCCAAUGGGCCGUCUGGGACUCCGAGGCGGUCGCCGAUGGUCGCGCUGAAAAGGGCGAAGGGUUCCUGGGCUAUUUACAUUUGGAUCUCGAACCCAGACCGAAUAAGUAUGGACAUGCCGCCGUCUGGGGGCUCGUUCCGGGCUACGAAAAAAAGGACGGGACCCGCCACUAUCCAGUGGCCGCAAUGCAAGCUUCUUUUUUCCGGGUGGCUAACUUGGCUAAAGGCACGGCACAGAAACCUGCCUUGCUUACUCACGAUAGCGUUGUCACUUUCUUCCACGAAAUGGGCCACGUGUUUCACCAAUUAUGCAGCAAGACCAAAUAUGGACGAUUCCAUGGGACGAGUGUGGCGCGAGACUUCGUCGAGGCGCCGUCGCAGAUGCUCGAGAAUUGGUGCUGGACCGAAUCUCAACUGGUGAAGAUGUCGCAACACUAUCUGCGCAAGGACGAGAAGCUGCCCAAGGAGCUGGUCCAAAAGAUCAUCGCCAGUCGCGACGUUAAUUCCGGCUUGUUCAAUCUUCGUCAGAUCUUUUUUGGAAUGUAUGAUAUGUAUGUCCAUACUAGUACAGACACUCUCGACUUGACGCGUCAUUGGUGCGAGUCGAGAGACGAGAUCUCGUUGGUCGACUCGGAUCCUGCCAUGCUUUCCCCUGGCCAAAGCUCCUUCGGCCACAUCGUCGGUGGGUAUGACGCUGGAUACUACGGGUACUUAUAUUCGCAAGUCUUCUCGGCGGACAUGUACGAGAGUGUGUUCUCGGCAGAUCCGAUGUCGGCCAAGAUGGGGGCCCGGUACCGCGACGAGAUCCUCCGGCCGGGCGGGGCCAGGGACGAGAUGGUCAGUCUGACCAAGUUCCUUGGAAGGCCGCCGAACGAGCAGGCGUUCUUGAAACGUCUGCUUCGGAAUCAAGUCUGA